Molecule: messenger RNA, 1560 nt
Organism: Coniophora puteana RWD-64-598 SS2
Lineage: Eukaryota; Fungi; Basidiomycota; Agaricomycetes; Boletales; Coniophoraceae
Exons: 2
Coding region: 1-1560 (519 amino acids)
Source: RefSeq, a predicted model, not a curated record
AUGGCCCCCAUCCUCCACGCUCCGCUACAACACUCGUCUUUCAGCCUCGAUGCGUCUGGUGUAGCAGGCUUCUUCGGUGGCGAUGAGGCCAUCUCCGCCAUGUCCACUGUUCAUCUCUUCAAGGGUCGCCGGUGGGUUGGCUGGUUCAACUCGCCGGGUAGCUACACCAUUGGGAAAUGUUAUGGCUGUCUCGCCAACUCGCGCUGGUGGGACGGUCUGUUCCCGGGCCCAAACCACUCUCCUGCAAAAACGUUCGGCCUGGAUGGGAAGAAGGGUCCAAAUUAUGUUGGCACCUGUUCAGGUACCAGGAUGAGGACUACCCACCUCGGUCACCUGUUCAUGGAUAAAUGCAGGGAGAGGGAAUGGAAAGUGGUCGAAGUGCGUGGCAGGCGCAGGACAACUCCAAGCACAGUUUCCGUCGUCGAGCUUGGCCACAUUCCAAGCACCGAGCAUGUAUCCAUCGGACCUAUCGAUUCUGCCCUCUAUGCCCUCAUUCCUAUCUUCGUCAGCGUUACGACAUGCGCUUUGUGUGCCCUCGUGGAGGAUUGGUGGGCUUCCUCCAUGAUCCUGCUCGGUAUCGUUGCAGGCGGCGUAUCCUGCUUCGUGAUUGGCUCUGGGAAAGUCACUCUUGACUGGCACAACAGGCCUUCUCCGGGUGUGCCUCCCGGUGAUGGCUUCCUGACCAGUACCGAGAACAGCGACAUAGCGGUCGUACUCGGCCGAGAAGAAGUGGUCAACGUGCUCACCAAAGGGCGGUUCAAGAUCAACCUGCAGGGCGGUCCGGAGUAUCGUCUCGUGGGCCUCGCCGCGUUGAUUCUCGAGACCCAGUUCUUCUUUCAGCUACUUCUUAUUCCCCAAGCGACGCUCUUCGGACAGAUCAUGUUCGUCGCCUCGCUCGCCGUCUCUUGGGUGUAUACAUCGUACCUUUCAUCGAAGGAGAAGGAGAAGAUACAGGCAGAUAUCCUGUGGGGCGCGUUUAAGAAACCACAGGUUCGGAGGUAUUCGUUGGGCACGCGGGGCGAGUCUGCGACGUUCACCACCCUCGUUCUCAACCCUACGGAUCCGGAGAAAGUGCUGGCAGAGUUCGUACCGAACGACACCAGGGUGUGGAAGAAGUGGAGGAAGACUGUCUCCGACGGGAUCAAAGGUGGUGAACUCAGAUUUGGCCCCGCCGACUGGAACCUCAAUGAUUUGGAAAAAGACGAGAAGCAGUUAUACGAAGGCCUCCUAGGUUCUGCAGAGGAUGCCUACCACGGAUAUCUAGGCUAUCUCGACGAUUUAAAGAGGGCAAAGGAGGAGGAAGCGAAGGAAAAGGAGAGGCAGGCGCCGCAGAGGAGCAUGACGCAGGCAACGUCGAUGUCGAUGUCGACACUGGUUUCUUCAGGAAGAACGUCCAUGGAGUCAAUGGAAAAGAAGAUAAGAAAGUUCACAAGAUCGAUGUCGACGUUGAUCCCGCCGCGGAGACCAUCCGAGUCGGACCUUGAGAAGGGGGAGGUCUCAGAGUCGGACACGGAGACGAAGCAGGCCUACGACUCCGAGAAUAGUUUAGUCUCAUCAUGA